Molecule: messenger RNA, 1947 nt
Organism: Colletotrichum tamarilloi
Lineage: Eukaryota; Fungi; Ascomycota; Sordariomycetes; Glomerellales; Glomerellaceae
Exons: 3
Coding region: 1-1947 (648 amino acids)
Biological process (GO): carbohydrate metabolic process
Source: RefSeq, a predicted model, not a curated record
AUGUCUGUCAGUAUCUUUGAUCUACAGUUCGAGCAACAUCGCUCCGCGUUGGGUAUACACCAAACUACGCCCCGGAUAUCCUGGCGAUUUGAAGGCGACGCCGCUAAUUGGACUCAACUCGGGUACGAUCUUGAGGUUACGAAACAAGGUAUAACCGAAGUCUUCCACGUCGAAUCUGCUGACUCCGUAUUCGUCCCAUGGCCUACUGUUCAGCUGAGCGAAGGUGAAUCUGCCUCCGUACGUGCUAAGGCAUAUGGGCACAAUGGCCAGCCGGAGACUUCCUGGUCAAAGUCCGUUACUGUUGAAACCGGUUUACUUUCACCAGAGUCUUGGCAAGGCGCGCUCACAAUAACGACGCCGGAUAAGAGGGCGGAUCGUAAUACCACACAGCAUCCGGCACUCUUUAGGAAAGACUUCCCUAUCGAUAGUGAAGUUCAAUCGGCGCGACUCUACAUCACCGCUCUCGGUAUAUACGAAGCAGAGCUCAACGGACAGCGCGUUGGGGAUUAUGUUCUCGCUCCCGGUUGGCAGUCAUACGCGCAUCGCCAUGUUUAUGACACGUACGAUAUCACGAGUUUUCUGAAAGCAGGCGAUAACGCCAUUGGCGUGACCAUCGGGGAAGGUUGGUUCUCGGGCCGACUCACAUGGGGCGGCGGAAUCAACAAUGUCUACGGUGAGGAUCUCGGACUGAAGUCUUUACUCAAGAUCAGCUUCAAGAACGGAACGAUCCAGUACAUCGGCACCGACGAGACUUGGAUGUCUACCGAAGCUCCUACUUAUUCCUCCUCGAUCUAUGUCGGUGAAUCCUUUGACUCGCGUCUCGUGCAGAAGGGGUGGUCGUCACCCGGCUUCGAGAACCAAAGUGCUUGGAAAGGUGUCCGGCCGACUCUUGGCCCGAGCCAUCUAGUUCAUGCUGACGGUCCUGGAAUACGUCGCAUCGAAGAAGUCACUCUAAAGAGCGUCACCUCCAGCCCCAAGGGCGCUACCUUGCUCGACUUUGGACAGAAUCUCGUUGGGUGGCUGAAGAUUAAAGUCGAUGGGCCGAGUGGGACAACAAUCAAGCUCACGCACGCAGAGGUUCUCGAAAACGGCGAAAUUGGGACGCGUCCUCUUCGAGGCGCUCUCCAGACAGACUACAUCACUUUGAACGGCGAGGGCGAGCUGACAUGGGAGCCCAAGUUCACAUAUCAUGGAUUCCGGUACGUCCAAGUCGAAGGAUGGCCUCAGGAAACGUCGCUCGAUAGCAACAGCGUCUCAGCCGUGGUAGUUCACACCGACCUAGCAAGAACUGGAUACUUCAGGAGCAGCAAUGAUAAGCUCAAUAGGCUGCACGAAAACGCCUUAUGGUCUAUGAAGGGCAACUUCAUGAGCAUUCCCACAGAUUGUCCACAAAGAGACGAGAGAUUAGGGUGGACUGGAGAUGUCACCGCAUUCGGGCCGACAAGUGUUUUCCUUUACGACACCUCCGGUUUCUGGAAAGGAUGGAUGAAGGACGUGAACGCUGAGCAGGCUGAUGCUGGAGGAAUUCCUCCCGUCCUCAUACCUCAUGUCCCUCAGGGAUGGACAGCCAACGGAUAUCCACCGACCGCCAUUUGGGGUGACGUAGCUGUCAUCCACCCAUACAAUAUCUUUCAAGCCUUUGGCGAUCGAGACCUUCUCUGCGAACACUGGCCAGGCGUCAAACUUUGGCUUGGUGACGGUGUUAGGCGUGAUUCCACUGGGCUGUGGGAUCGUUCAACCUUUCAAUUCGGUGACUGGCUCGAUCCCCUUGCCCCGCCCUGGGAUCCAGCUGCCUCACAAACAAACAAGUUCCUGGUUGCCGACGCCUACCUUGUGCACGGAAUUGGUCUAGCUGCACAGAUAGCAGAAUGGCUCGGAGAGACAGCAGACGCAGACCGAUAUAAUACUAUUAGUAUCCCUAUUACAGGGUUAUACUAUUUCCCCUAG